AAGUUAUAAAGGCAUCCAUCUACAUACCAAGUAACAAACCUGUUACUUCAACUCAUAUGAUUUACCUUUGGCACUAUUCUCAACAUUCGCAUUGCCAUUCCGUCAGACCUGUAAUAGGUAUUAUAGGAGAAAUACAAUCCUACCUAGAGAGGCGAGAGUUGCCACGGACGUACGUCAUAACCACCAAGCUCAAUUCCAUAAGCAUACCUAGGUCCUAGGUAUUAAAACAACCUACAACAUCACAUUACUUAGCGAAAUAUGAUAAUUCCUUCUCAAGUGUCAUAUAUGAACUAUGGAAUCCAUAAAGUCUCUCAGAAUCUCUGACGAGGCUCCAAGCCUCUUAGAUUUGCCUGCCGAUAUUCUUUACAUCAUAUUAGCCUACCUAGAUACGGCAAGGAGUGUUGCUCAUCUGGCAGCAACUUGCAAAGGGCUAUACCAUCUCGUCUCUGAAAGAGGAUGGCAAAUAUUUGUUACCAACCGCUUCGAUACCUUUACGCUUUCCCAAAUCUCGUCUGCUGAUGAGUGGAGGGCGCGGGCUCAAUCACUAACUUCGCAAUCGAGGGAUUGGGAUAGACACGGCUUUAUCGUCGACUCUUUUACCCCUGUGGUCCAGCAACAAAGGAGGAGUGGCACUGCCACCCAGUCUAUUCCUAGUAAUAUCAUAGUCGACGCCCACUACCGGCGCGAAGGGAAUGAUGUUCAGGACCUCAUAUUCUGGGGCGCCGGAGAAGAUGUAUUUGGCUUUAUACGGCAUCAGAAAGGACCCAAAGCCCAUACCAACGAAUCUUUCGCUAGGUUGGGUGAGCUGUCUGGGUAUCAUCCUGGAAAAGACGACGUCACUUGUGUGUCCAUACUCAAAGACAGCAAAUAUAAUUACGGCCAAAAGGAUGGGCCCCAAGUCCUAGUAGGCAGGGCUGAUGGCCGGCUCCAACUCUUGUCCAUGGAUUCUAAGGAUUUUGGCAAAGCGCUCCUGAGUUUUGAGGAUCUCAAUCCAAUACGCAAAGCUAAAGUUAAGACCGAAAUCCAGUCCCUUGACGUCAACUAUAAACAAGGCCUUCUCGCGGCCGCAACAAAAAACUGUAUCUUAAAUUACUCCCUCGACAAAGACCGACAGACAAUCCACAAUGCGACCAACCAAAGCCUUGACUCUUCGAAUUCCGUCUAUGCCGACGAUGACACCGGAUUAAAGGGUAAUAAAACUGUGGGCACUUUCGACUUCAUCCGAUCCGUCAAGUUCGUAAAUGACAACACCCUAGCGGUUGGCUUAAAUAAAGGGCCCAAGCCGCUUCAGUUUCUGGAAUAUACGCCAACGGGAGCUGUCAUAUCUCACCCAACUAAGACGAAAGUGCAAGAUAGAAUAUAUCGUAAUCAGCUCAAAACAGUCCGGGCGAUUUUGCCUGUAGAUAUCAGUUCGCUGACCAGCGGGGGCGGAAACGCCGUGCUCAGCUCAUGGGAUGAUGGCACAGUUCGUCUCCAAGACCUCCGUACACCCUCCUCGACCGACACGAUCUUCCAGGAUAAUUUCGAAGUCACGACCCCGAUCAAUGCCCUGCUAACCCGCGGUCUGGAGAAAUUCAUUGCUGGCAGUGCCCACAGCUCCACGUUGAAGGUGUUUGACUACCGCUGGCCAAAGGGCUACUACCAUACUGAAAGUUUGCCCUGUGGCAAUGACGCUCCCUACCCGAUGCCUCGUUCACCGUCUAUCGUAGAAGAGCCGUCUUUUCCUAACGACAGAGCUACAUGUGAUCAUGUGGCUGGUCUACGGUGUCGUUGGCACGCGCUUUCGCGACAUGACUUUUACCGUCCCAACUUUAAUAUGUGGCUCCCUCCAUUCAGGCGUAGAGAUAACUCGCCAGUAUACUCGCUCGCGUCGCCAUCAGACGAUUCGCCAACGGUGCUCGCAGGACUUUCAGGUAUCCUAGUCGAGAUCACUCCCAAAAGUAGCCCCGGGUCGUCGGCGUGGCCCUACAUCUGGUCUACCAAGGACGGCGUGCACAAACGACAUAGAGAGCGGGUAGCCCUUAUUGAGACAGGGUCUGGGUUCAAGGUAAAUGACGUGGCAGACAUACAACGCAUGCCCGUAAUCCACCAACAGAACUGCGAGAGUGCGAGGCACCUUCCUGGGAAUGCAGCCUGGCGAAAGCGGCAUCGGCUAGAUGUGUGGUUACAAUAGCUUAGCGGUGAGAUACAAAGCAACGGGUUCUUUUUCUCCUCUUUAGAAGAGAUGACUAUGUUACGGAGAUGUAUAAUAUUCCUAUACGUUAACGCUGUUGCUAGGAGGUGCUAGAGGGCCGUAUUUGUUCUUACGGUGGAUUUAGCAGUUCAGGCUACGGAAGAAACCACCCAUCUCCUACAUUGUAGAGUUAAU
Molecule: messenger RNA, 2368 nt
Organism: Annulohypoxylon truncatum
Lineage: Eukaryota; Fungi; Ascomycota; Sordariomycetes; Xylariales; Hypoxylaceae
Exons: 1
Coding region: 293-2173 (626 amino acids)
Molecular function (GO): protein binding
Source: RefSeq, a predicted model, not a curated record